AUGAAUAAAUUUAAUGCUAGCAGUCAUCAACAGCGAUCUCAGGAACAAACCAAAACCUUCCUUAUCAACGAUCCCCAGCACUGUUCAGUUUCUGCAACCCUUUCAUUAGACAGACCUAAAAAGCUAUUCUUCGCUAAGGCGAAAAAACCAGCGAAAAGUUCGGCUACAGCAACAUUUCAAGUUGGCUCGAUAUCAAAUGAGCAAAGUUUGGAAAAUGUAGGAAAAUCUCAAGAUUUGCAAGUUGUGAUAUCACAACAGCAAGACAUUCUAAAUCCUUCAGUUUCAACAAAUGAUAAUUCAGAUAUAAUUUGUAAAGCCAAAUAUUGUGACAUGACACAAGAUGAUGCUAAUAUUAACGGAUAUGAAGCUAAUUUUUCCCAGUCUACGUCGAAUUCACGUGAAUCGGUUGUUAAUGGAGGGGAUUGUUCAUCUAUACAUAGCAUACAAUCACAAGAUGGCAAUAAUACAAAAUAUCAACAGAAUAACAGUCGUAGUAGUGAAAAUCGCGAAUCAUUCGGGAAUAGACUUAGUCGUGGAUUUCUAGAUUUUACACAAGGUAGUAGUGAUCGACUUCAAAAAUGGAAAAAUAAACUACAACAUGGCCAACGACAUAAGGAUUCUAGUGAACCACCACCUGUUAGCAGGUAUACUUAUAUAUCAAUUAAUUAUCAUAAUAUAAAUAUAUCAAUUCUUAUAUUAAAAAAGUGUGACCAAUCAGUUUCUUUGGGAAAUAUGUCAGUAGUGAAUAAAGAAGAAAAUUUGUCACCACAAAGUGAUAAAGUUAUUCCUGAUUCUAAACUUACUACCACAGCAAAUCAGCUAUGCGGUGCUAAAUUUGCUUCGGUAAGGUCAGCUUUUGCACCCCAAAUGAAGAUUUCUAGAUCAGGAAUGAUACAAGCCUCUCGAUCAGUUAGCAAUCUUGUUCUGGCCAGUGAAAACAUUACAAACAGCCGAAGUGAAGAAUGUGAUUAA
Thelazia callipaeda (thelaziosis nematode) is the source of this 972-nucleotide messenger RNA. The record is from the annotation of a GenBank genome assembly. NCBI's taxonomy places the organism in Eukaryota, Metazoa, Nematoda, Chromadorea, Rhabditida, Thelaziidae.